UUCUCUGCGCAGGCGCAGUCGGCUCUGCCUCCACAGCUCCCAUCGCAGUGCGCCCGGAGUGGAGCGGGUCAAUCCGCCGCCGUCCUCCUCGUCUCCGGAGCUGGGAGGGGGACGGAGCCGCUCUCCCUUGCGACUCUGCGAGCGAGCGCCGCUGAGCGCGGUAGCUGGCCGCGGCGGGUCCGGCAGUUUGCCUGUUUGUCGUUGGGCCGAAGCCCUAAGAGCAUGCCGGGUCACACGCUGCAUGAACCUGCCACUUUGCUAGCUUAGACUGUCUUAGGAUGAAGCCUUUGCUAUGGCUAAUGACCCCUUGGAAGGCUUCCACGAAGUGAAUCUUGCUUCGCCUACUUCUCCGGACCUUCUUGGUGUGUGUGACCCAGGAACCCAAGAGCAGACGACCUCCCCGAGCGUCAUCUACCGGCCACACCCUUCGUCUCUGUGCUCUGCUCCUCUCCAGGCUAACGCCUUAGACCUUUCUGCUCUUCCCACACAGCCUGUGUACUCAUCCCCGAGGCGUUUAAACUGUGCGGAGAUUCCCAAUGCCAGCGUUCACGUUCCAGACCCCGCAUCGUCCGUGACCUCUGGUGUGACAGUGGGACUCACUAAGCUGACGUCCAGGAAGGACAGCUGCAAUGCUGAGAGGGAGUUUUUGCAGGGCGCCACCGUCACAGAGGCUCCUGUUGGCAGCGAUGACAUCUUUGGGUUGAGUACGGAUAGCCUGUCACGUUUACGAAGCCCAUCUGUUCUGGAAGUUAGAGAGAAGGGCUAUGAAAGGUUGAAAGAAGAACUUGCGAAAGCCCAGAGGGAAUUGAAGUUAAAAGAUGAAGAAUGUGAGAGACUUUCGAAAGUGCGAGAUCAACUUGGGCAGGAGUUGGAGGAACUCACAGCUAGUUUAUUUGAGGAAGCUCACAAGAUGGUGAGAGAAGCGAAUGUCAAGCAGGCCACGGCGGAGAAGCAGCUGAAGGAAGCUCAAGGGAAAAUCGAUGUGCUUCAAGCUGAAGUGGCCGCCUUGAAGACACUUGUGCUGUCCAGCUCACCCACGUCACCAACACAGGAGCCUCUGGCGGCUGGAAAGACGCCUUUUAAAAGGGGACACACGAGGAAUAAAAGUACGAGCAGUGCCAUGAGUGGCGGUCACCAGGACCUCAGUGUGAUCCAGCCACUAGUGAAAGACUGCAAAGAGGCCGAUCUCUCUCUGUAUAAUGAGUUCAGAUCUUGGAAGGAUGAGCCCACGAUGGACAGAACAUGUCCUUUCUUAGACAAGAUCUACCAGGAAGAUAUCUUCCCGUGCUUAACGUUCGCAAAAAGUGAGUUGGCUUCGGCUGUUCUGGAGGCCGUGGAGAACAACACUCUCAGCAUUGAACCAGUGGGGUUACAGCCCAUUCGAUUCGUGAAAGCCUCAGCUGUGGAAUGUGGAGGACCAAAAAAAUGUGCUCUCACUGGCCAGAGUAAGUCCUGUAAGCACAGAAUUAAACUGGGGGACUCGAGCAGCUAUUACUAUAUUUCUCCUUUCUGCAGAUACAGGAUCACUUCUGUGUGUAACUUCUUUACAUACAUCCGGUACAUCCAGCAGGGCCUUGUGAGACAGCAGGACGUUGAUCAGAUGUUUUGGGAAGUGAUGCAACUGAGAAAGGAGAUGUCGUUGGCAAAGCUGGGAUAUUUCAAAGAGGAACUCUGACACCCUGCUUGGGGCCAUGCGUGCUCCUCCUUGGACAACUGAAGAAUGGCUGAACAUUUUUAUGGCUAAUAUUUAUUCCUGAGGAGAAGGCCCAAGACUCCUGGCCUUUUUCAGAUUACACUAGGAAGUGCUGUGAUUUCUUUUAAAGAGACUGGGCUGUUCUCGCUUGUCCCUUAAUGGAACACACCACGAGGAGUUGCAGUGUGCUGGUGAUGGCCAUUCAGCACUGCAAAGCAAAUCACCAAAUAAAUACCAGACCGAG
This is a messenger RNA of Arvicola amphibius (Eurasian water vole), 1937 nucleotides long. It is a transcript of the gene Rab3ip, whose product is annotated as RAB3A interacting protein. Lineage: Eukaryota; Metazoa; Chordata; Mammalia; Rodentia; Cricetidae. The record is from RefSeq and is a predicted model, not a curated record. Gene Ontology annotation, biological process: exocytosis. Gene Ontology annotation, cellular component: Golgi to plasma membrane transport vesicle. The transcript has 12 exons. The coding region runs from base 293 to 1675 and encodes 460 amino acids. Gene Ontology annotation, molecular function: guanyl-nucleotide exchange factor activity.